Spodoptera frugiperda (fall armyworm) is the source of this 1467-nucleotide messenger RNA. RefSeq names its product cytochrome P450 9e2-like. NCBI's taxonomy places the organism in Eukaryota, Metazoa, Arthropoda, Insecta, Lepidoptera, Noctuidae. The coding region runs from base 1 to 1467 and encodes 488 amino acids. The transcript is spliced from 10 exons. The record is from RefSeq and is a predicted model, not a curated record. Gene Ontology annotation, molecular function: heme binding; iron ion binding; monooxygenase activity.
AUGGCCAACACCAUAUUUCAACGAGAACAUUUCGCGUACGAUGUCCUUAAAUUGUACAGGACCUUUCCAAAAGACAGGUUUGUUGGAAGAUAUGAAUUCACAAAUCCGAGGAUAAUGCUCCGUGAUCUCGACUUGGUGAAAAGAAUUACUGUCAAAGAUUUUGAAGUAUUCCUUGAUCAUCGUGAAUUCGGUGGGGACACGUUUUUCGGCAGAACCCUAAUAUUAUUGAAAGGCCAAGAAUGGAAGGACAUGCGCUCCACGUUGAGUCCAGCGUUCACAAGCUCCAAGAUACGGCUGAUGGUGCCUUUCAUGGUGGAGGUCGGAGACCAGAUGAUACGGUCACUUCGCAAGGAAAUCGAGGCGUCAGAUGACGGAUAUAUAAAUGUCGAUUGCAAGGAUCUCACAACUCGCUACGCGAAUGACGUUAUAGCUUCUUGUGCUUUUGGCCUGAAGGUUAAUUCUCAUGAAGAGAAAAAUAACGAAUUCUACAUGAUGGGUAGGGCAGCAGCAAACUUUGGUUUGCGUGAAAUGUUUAUGUUCAUGUUAUAUUUCAUUGCUCCAAAAAUAAUUGCGUUGCUAAAGUGGAACUUGGUACCAGAUAAGAUGAAGAACUUUUUCAUAAACUUAGUCUUGGACACAAUGAAGGACCGUGAAACGCGACACAUUUUUAGACCAGACAUGAUUCAUCUGCUUAUGGAAGCUAAAAAAGGCCAACUGACUCAUGAAGAUGCUAAAUCUAACAAUGAGACUACUGGGUUUGCGACUGUCGAAGAAUCAUCAGUUGGACUCAAAAAGACUGCGAAUCGAGUUUGGAAUGACAACGAUCUAAGUGCUCAAGCAUUUUUAUUCUUCAUCGCUGGUUUUGAGACUGUGUCUACAAGUAUGUCGUUCUUACUGUACGAGCUGGCAGUAAACCCUGAUGUGCAAGAACGAUUGGCGCAGGAGAUAAAGGAACAUGAUGCUAAGAACGGUGGCAAGUUCGACUUCAACUCUAUUCAGAGCAUGAAGUACAUGGAUAUGGUUGUGUCAGAACUUCUCAGGCUAUGGCCACCACUCGCAGUUAUGGAUAGAGAAAGCAACAGGGAUUACAAUAUGGGCAGACCAAGUGAAGAUGUUGAAAAAGAUUACAUUUUACCUAAGGGGUCUACAGUAUUUAUACCAGCCUUCGCCUUCCACCGCGACCCUCAGUACUUCCCAGAUCCUGAUAAGUUCGAUCCAGAGCGUUUCUCUGAAGAAAACCGUUAUAAGCUUAAUUUGAACGCCUACAUGCCUUUUGGCAAUGGCCCAAGAAACUGCAUAGGGUCGCGAUUUGCUCUCUGCGAAUUGAAGGUCUUGACUUACCAGAUUCUGCUGCACAUGGAACUGUCUCCUAGUGAGAAGACUCCGAUUCCUGCCAAGUUGGCUGCUGACAGCAUAAACAUCAGGCUCCAAGGAGGACACUGGCUUAGAUUUAGACAAAGAAAAUAA